AUGUCCGAACUCGAACUCAGUCGUUCAGAGAAGAAGAAAAAGAAAAGCAAAUCCAAAGAUGACGCCAUCGUGAAUAAAAGUUCCGACGACGCCACCGACGCCGUGGAUUACCUGAUAAAGCCCCAGAGUUUCACUCCGUCGAUCGACACUUCUGAAUGGCCGAUUCUUCUUAAGAACUACGACCGUCUCAACGUUCGAACCGGACAUUAUACACCACUCCCUUCCGGUUACUCUCCUCUCAAACGCCCUCUCGCUGAGUACAUCAGGUAUGGUGUUAUUAACCUCGAUAAACCUGCAAACCCUAGCUCCCACGAGGUUGUAGCUUGGAUCAAACGUAUCCUCCGUGUCGAGAAAACCGGCCAUAGCGGCACACUCGAUCCAAAAGUCACUGGAAACUUAAUCGUUUGCAUCGAUCGAGCCACUCGGCUUGUUAAAUCACAACAAGGUGCCGGAAAAGAGUACGUCUGUGUCGCGCGACUCCAUUCCGCGGUGCCUGAUGUCGCUAAGGUGGCUCGAGCGUUGGAAACUUUAACUGGUGCUGUUUUCCAGAGACCGCCAUUGAUUUCCGCCGUUAAAAGGCAGCUUAGAAUCAGAACCAUAUACGAAAGCAAGCUAUUAGAGUAUGAUGCUGAUAAACAUUUGGUUGUCUUCUGGAUUUCAUGCGAGGCUGGUACGUAUGUGAGAACUUUGUGUGUCCAUUUGGGGUUGAUUUUGGGCGUUGGUGGCCAUAUGCAGGAAUUGAGGAGAGUUAGGUCUGGGAUCAUGGGGGAGAAAGAUAACAUGAUAACUAUGCAUGAUGUUAUGGAUGCACAAUGGGUAUAUGAUAAUUACAGAGAUGAAACAUAUCUCCGGAGAGUGAUCAUGCCAUUGGAGGUCUUACUGACCAGCUACAAGAGAUUAGUGGUGAAGGAUUCUGCUGUAAAUGCUAUCUGUUACGGUGCUAAACUGAUGAUUCCGGGCUUGUUAAGAUUCGAAAACUCCAUUGAGAAUGGAGAAGAAGUGGUGUUAAUGACCACAAAAGGGGAGGCCAUAGCUCUUGGUAUAGCAGAGAUGACUACUGCUGUUAUGGCUACUUGUGAUCAUGGGGUUGUGGCUAAGAUCAAAAGGGUGGUGAUGGAUAGAGAUACUUACCCGCGGAAAUGGGGGUUGGGACCCACAGCUUCUAUGAAAAAGAAGCUGAUUUCCGAAGGGAAACUGAGCAAACAUGGGAAACCAAAUGAGAAAACUCCGGCUGAGUGGUCUAGGAAUGUUGUUCUACCGCCAGGCGGAGAUUCAAUGGUUGCCAGUCUUGCAGCUGCACCUGUGACUGAAACUGUAGAACUCACAGAGACUGUGAAAGUUGAUGGUGAGAAGAAGAAGAAGAAGAAGAAAAAGGGUAUUGAAGAUGGCGAAGAAGGUAAGAAAAGGAAAUUAGAAGAAGAUGAUGUUACAGAUACACCAUUAGCUUCCAAGAAGCAGAAGAUUGAAGAAGACAUAGAAGGUGAGACUACUGAAAAGAAGAAGAAGAAGAAGAAGAAAAGUAAAGAUGGUGACGAAGCCCAAGCUGUUUUAUCAGAUGGGGAUAAAUCUGAAAAGAAGAAGAAGAAAAAGAAGGAUAAAGAAAAUGGUGAUGCCACUGUAACUCCAUCGGCUGCUGUAAGUGAAGAUGAAGCAAGCAAAAGCUCGAAGAAGAAGGAGAAGAAGAAAAAGAAGAAAGAAGCUCAAGAAGAAUAGAUUGGAACGAAAUCUGAAUCAUUGCCCAUGCUAUGUAAGUUCUUCUGCACAUUUUCGUUGAGCCAAUUUUCGCGUUUUGUUUUAUUAGUUCAAUUUAGGUCCGUAGCGGUCUUCCCUUAAAAUGUUAUGCGUUUUUUAGUUAUAAGUUUGAAAAUUUUGGUACUUUUUGAACUUGAGCUUGUCUAGAAUGAUUUUAUAUGCUAUAAUAAUGUCGAUAUCUUAUCCUAGUUACCUGCUGCAAUAAAUAGUUG
Cynara cardunculus var. scolymus (artichoke) is the source of this 1964-nucleotide messenger RNA. Its product is annotated as H/ACA ribonucleoprotein complex subunit 4-like. The coding region runs from base 1 to 1713 and encodes 570 amino acids. The record is from RefSeq and is a predicted model, not a curated record. The transcript has a single exon. Gene Ontology annotation, molecular function: RNA binding; pseudouridine synthase activity. Gene Ontology annotation, cellular component: box H/ACA snoRNP complex. Lineage: Eukaryota; Viridiplantae; Streptophyta; Magnoliopsida; Asterales; Asteraceae. Gene Ontology annotation, biological process: rRNA pseudouridine synthesis; box H/ACA sno(s)RNA 3'-end processing; snRNA pseudouridine synthesis.